Molecule: messenger RNA, 747 nt
Organism: Thelazia callipaeda (thelaziosis nematode)
Lineage: Eukaryota; Metazoa; Nematoda; Chromadorea; Rhabditida; Thelaziidae
Source: the annotation of a GenBank genome assembly
AUGAAUGAAUCAGACUCCAGUCAUUUGUUGGUAGCUUUACGAGAGCGCUUUCGAAAGUGCAAUAGUGAUUCCAAAAUAUGCCAAGAUGAUUUGAACAGGUUACUUACUGAAGAUUGGUGGCCUUUGUCAUUUUUAUACGCUUACCAUAAAGACGUAGACGUAACAUACGCAGUUAUUCUCGAAUGUCUCAAGUGGCGACGAUCUUUUUCUGUUUGCAACAUCAGUUUGCUGGAACUAAAGCCAUUACUUGAUCGAAAAUUAGCCUACUUACAUGGCAAAGAUUGUAACGGAUAUUCAAUACUGUGGAUAAACAUGCGACAACAUGUCAUCGGACUAGCAAAUACUGACAGACUGAUAAUUUACUGGCUUGAACGACACACGAUGGAGCUUCAAGCGGCUCCAAUUACUCUACUAUUCGACAUGUCGUCUUGUUCUUUACAAAAUAUGCUAAACAAUUUUUCGAUGGAUUUGGGUCUGAUUAAAUUUAUCAUUCGAUCUUGUAAAUAUUACUAUCCAAAUUCUCUGAAGUCAGUAUUGAUAUUUGAAAAUCCAACUUUGCUAAAGGCAUCUUGGCUGUUAAUACGUACGUGGAUGUCACCGGAGAUGCAGCCCCUUCUCCAACACGUGAAACGCUUAUCACUUCCAUCAUAUUUGCCGAUAUCAGUUAUUCCAAAGCGUUAUGGUGGUCAAGUACGUAUAUGUUUGUUCCAUAUACAAAUCUUAUCUACGAUUAUUUCUUUCAUUUAA